GCCAGGAUGAUGGGCUGCAAAACCAACUCGCUGACCUGCCUGCAAGGGGGCGGCAAGCCGGGGCUGCCGGUGGUGGCCGCGGCCACCGACUCCACGGCCACACUCCACAAGCUGGCCCUGGCCACGGGGGGCACGGAGAAGUCGUGGUACCGCUGUGUCUUCCCCUUCGGCAUCGUCUCCCUGGUCAUCGGCGUGGCCGCCACCUGCAUCACCUUCACCAUCAACGGGCCCCAGAUGGACAUCGCCAAGGUGGUCUCGGUGGCCACUCUCGUCUUCGGCUUGGGGCUGCUGGUGGCCGCCUUGGUCUGCUGGCGGGCCAAGCGGGAGAGGCAGCGCAAGAAGCAACAGGGCCAGCCCGUGCCCCUGGAGCAGGGAGCCCUAUGAUGCA
This is a messenger RNA of Heteronotia binoei (common prickly gecko), 388 nucleotides long. RefSeq names its product transmembrane protein 100-like. The record is from RefSeq and is a predicted model, not a curated record. The transcript has a single exon. Lineage: Eukaryota; Metazoa; Chordata; Lepidosauria; Squamata; Gekkonidae. Bases 7 to 384 code for a protein of 125 amino acids. Gene Ontology annotation, biological process: cellular response to BMP stimulus.